This is a messenger RNA of Geodia barretti, 924 nucleotides long. The record is from the annotation of a GenBank genome assembly. Lineage: Eukaryota; Metazoa; Porifera; Demospongiae; Tetractinellida; Geodiidae.
AUGCGAAUCGGAGAUUUCGAGCUCGACGAACCCCUGCCAGAGUUGAAGGAUCCCCAUGUUCUGGCGGUCCUUAGACCGUGGAUUGACGUUGGCCGUGUGGGAACUCUCAGCUUGCGCCGCAUCGAAAGGUAUCUGGGCGCCAAAGAGAUCGGACGGCUGGUUCGCCCUGGUCGCUACUACGACUUCACUCGCUACCGCCCCAAGACGGCGAUUCGCCGGGGAAAGCGGGAAUACACAAUCCCGUCCACCACCGUCAAGGUGGCCGUACGGGAGAAUGGGCCGGAUCUGGUGACUCUCCAUCUGCUAGAGCCUCACGCUUACGGCGAGGAUUUCACCGACUCCGUUAUCGAAAUGCUCGAUAAGCUGGGCGUCAAGCGCUACUCGAUGAUCGGCGCAAUGUACGACAUGGUUCCUCACACACGCCCUCUCCUCGUUUCAGGCGGUUCCGUCGAUGCCACCAAUGAGGCCGAAUACCGGCUGGUGGAGGUAAAGCCCAGCGAUUACGAAGGACCGACCACAAUCACCCAGGUCAUUUUCCAGCACGCCGAGGCCUCGAACAUCGACACCCGAAUCUUCGUGGUGCAUCUGCCGCAGUACUUCCAGGUGGAGGAAGACUUCACGGGCAUUGCGCGGCUUACUGGUAUCCUUUGUCGGAUCUAUGGCCUGCCCAGUCGCCUCGAAGAUAGGGAGCGGGGGGUCCAACAGUAUUCCUCGCUGCAGAACAUCGUCUCCGACACCUCCGAAGUAUCCAAGCUGCUCGAGCGUCUCGAAGAGCGCUACGACCGCGAGAACGCCCCAUCCUCGCCCGACGCCGGACCAGUGACGCCUCUCUCGCCCCAGAUUGAGGAGUUCCUGCAGGGCCUUGACUUUGGCAGUGACCUGGGACCAUUGCCGGAUCACGACGACGACCCCGACGAUGAGUAA